CCUACUUCAUCAUCCUCACCACCCCCACCGGCAUUCCCAUUUCUGAAAUGGCGCACUUUGGAUGGACGCUAUAAGAUCUUGACAUGUCUGCAGACCAUGCGCAUUUGCAAAAACCCACCAUCACAAUCUACUCUGCUAUAUAAAGUAAAACCACCAUGUUUCUGGCAAUGAGCUCUCUCAUUCAACAAAACCAAAGUUCAAGGAAACCCACAUUCGGCAUGAAAGGCAAUACAGUUUUAUUCUUUCUCUGCGCUCUCUUCAUUCUUCAAGAAAGCAGGGCAGCUCAAGCGGCGGGGAACAACAAUGGCGUUUAUAUUGUUUACAUGGGAGCAGCGGAUUCGAGAAAUGGUUCCUUGAGGGAUGACCAUGUUCAGCUCAUGAACUCGGUGUUGAAACGGAAAGAAAAUACAUUGGUGCACACGUAUAAGCAUGGUUUCUCAGGGUUUGCAGCAACGAUGUCAGAGGAGGAUGCCCGUUCAAUUGCUCAGAAACCAGGGGUUGUAUCUGUUUUUCCAGAUACUCUGUUAGAGCUCCACACCACCCGUUCUUGGGAUUUCUUGAAGUAUCAAACUGCUGUAGAGAUUGAUUCCCAGCCGAAAUCUGACUCCGAGCCCUCAUCUCCUGGAUCAGACACAAUAAUUGGCAUCUUGGACACCGGAAUUUGGCCGGAGUCGGAGAGUUUUAGCGACAAGGAUAUGGGUCCAAUUCCAUCACGGUGGAAAGGAGAGUGCAUGGAAGCUAAUGAUUUCAGCACCUCCAAUUGUAAUAGAAAGUUGAUUGGAGCUCGAUUCUACAAUCAGUCUGAUAUUACAUUCUCAAAGUUGCAUACACCCCGGGAUACGAUUGGGCAUGGCACACACGUGGCGUCAACUGCAGCAGGGAGCACAGUAGCCAGUGCAUCCUACUACGGACUAGCGGCUGGGACCGCCAAAAGUGGGUCCCCAAGUUCACGGAUCGCCGUCUACAGAGUAUGCUCAUGGAACGGUUGCCGUGGGUCCUCUAUUCUAGCGGCGUUCGAUGAUGCGAUAAAGGAUGGUGUCGAUGUUUUAUCACUAUCACUUGGUGCACCUUCAGUACUGGAGAUCGGACUGGAAAGCGAUCCGAUCGCGAUCGGAUCUUUUCACGCAGUGGACCACGGGAUCAUCGUGGUCUGCUCUGCGGGGAAUGAUGGCCCAACCUCUGGUUCUGCUGUGAAUGUUGCACCUUGGAUUUUGACCGUUGCUGCGUCAACCAUUGACAGGGAUUUUCAAUCUAAUGUGGUAUUGGGCGAAAACAAAGUGAUUAAGGGUGAAGGCAUAAAUUUCUCACCACUCGAAAAGUCUGCUGUAUAUCCGUUGAUAUAUGCAAAGUCUGCCAAGAAAAGUGGUGCCAACGAAGUUGAGGCAAGAAAUUGCGACCCAGAUUCAAUGGAUGGGGACCUGAUCAAGGGGAAGAUUGUAAUAUGUAAUAAUGAUGAUGGUUCUGGCUACUCAGUGAGGGAUAAGAUAGAUGUAGUGAAGGCUUUUGGAGCAAUUGGGAUAGCUGUGAUUGAUGACACUUUAAAUGCAGUGGCAAGUACUUAUGGUGCAUUUCCAGCAACUGUGAUCAGUUCAAAGGAUGCUGCUGAAAUCUUCUCCUAUCUUAACUCAACCGGAAAACCGGUUGCAACAAUUUUAGCAACAGUAUCGAUGACAAAAUAUAAGCCAGCGCCUGCAGUUGCAUAUUUCUCGUCUAGGGGGCCCUCAUAUUACACAAGAAACCUUCUCAAGCCUGAUAUUUCGGCACCAGGAGUAGACAUACUCGCAGCAUGGAUAGCAAAUGACACAUCAGAAGCCCCAAAAGGAAAAGAACCCCCAUUGUUCAACGUGCUCUCAGGAACUUCCAUGGCAUGCCCGCAUGUUUCUGGGAUUGCCGCAAGUGUCAAAGCUCGUAACCCCACAUGGAGUCCCUCAGCAAUCAGAUCAGCCAUCAUGACAUCAGCAACCCAAACAAACAAUUUGAAAGCUCCAAUAACAACGGAUUCGGGUUCAGUAGCCACACCUUAUGAUUACGGUGCAGGGGAAGUAACAACAUCUGAACCAUUACAACCAGGACUGGUGUACGAAACCAGCACCAUUGACUACUUGAACUACCUAUGCUACUCUGGGCGUAGCACAUCUGCAAUAGUAGGAAUUGUUAAAACUGUUCCUGAUGGCUUUGCCUGCCCCAAAGACUCCAACUCUGAUUACAUAUCCAACAUCAACUACCCAUCAAUUGCAAUAUCCAAGUUCACUGGAAAAGACAACAAGAACAUAAGCAGGACAGUAACUAACGUUGCCGGAGACGGUGAAAGUGUCUAUACUGUCAGUGUUGAUGCACCUGGUGGAGUAAAUGUCAAGGUGAUUCCAGAAAAACUGCAGUUUACGAAGAACAAUGAGAAGCUGAGCUACCAAGUGGUCUUUUCUUCCCCCAGCGCAACCCAAUUGAAGGAAGAUGUAUUUGGGUCAAUCACUUGGAGUAAUGGAAAAUAUAAGGUCCGCAGUCCUUUUGUAUUAAGCAGUAAAAGCAGCGAUGGGUAGGUACAAUACAUUCCAGCAAGAUUCGUGUAAUAACAAGUCUGCUGCGUAUGUUAUAAUUGAGAUAAGGAACACAUACAUAGCAAUAUAAAUGAAGCACCUACAAAAUUCUA
Molecule: messenger RNA, 2647 nt
Organism: Corylus avellana
Lineage: Eukaryota; Viridiplantae; Streptophyta; Magnoliopsida; Fagales; Betulaceae
Product: CO(2)-response secreted protease
Biological process (GO): proteolysis
Molecular function (GO): serine-type endopeptidase activity
Source: RefSeq, a predicted model, not a curated record